AUGGACGAGCCCGAGUACAAAAACGGCACCACCACCACUGCCAACACCACCACCGCUACCACCACCACAGGCAGCCCGAAGCCUAAGCGGACGGCCAGCGGCCAGAUGAAGCGCGUAUCGCGGGCCUGCUACAACUGCCGCCGCCGCAAGUCGAAGUGCGACCUGAACACCAUCAAGGCCUCAGCGGGCGCAUUGGGGGCUUCGUCUGCGGUGCCGCCGCCUGCGCGGCCGCCCGAGACGUCCAUCAGCCCUCAGAGCACCGAGAACUACAACCAGAGCAGAUACAUUAGCCCCUACAACGAGCACGACCGCUACGGUCCGUCGGAAGGGCACCGAGACACCUCAAUGGACGACGACGAUGACGAGGACUCGACCGGCGAGAGCGCAAUCGGGUCGGGUGCGUUGCGGAAUCCCUCUGACGCCUGGCAGCGGCUCACCAACGUGGCCAAAAGGGGCACCGAGGCUCCCCGGCCCGAAGGUGGCAGCGGUGGGAGGGCGAGUACCAACGGAGCCGGCACGAGAAAGGGGAUAUUUGCUUACCGUCUGGUCGAGAACGAGGUGUUGACCCAUAGCCUGGUCAUGCAACUCAUCACCCGCUAUGCAGACAACUACCACUGCUAUUUCCCCCUGGUGCCGCGCAAGUACUUCAACUCGGCCUGCCUCGACCAGUUUGCAGAGGAGAAGCACCUCCUUACCGCGGUGCUCACUGUGGCUUCCAAAGAUCUCACCAGCAUACCUCAUGUCCACCAGGGCUGUUCAAAGUACAUGCUCGAGCUAAUAUCGGGCAUCGCUGCCGGUGCUGACUGCGACGUGGAGGCGGUCGAGGCCCUCCUGAUACUGGCCGAGUGGGAGCCGCAGGGCCUCCGUCCUUCCAUCGAGCCCGUCGGACGUGGAGAGGAGGAUCGUGCAGCCUGGAUGCAUGUCGGAAUUGCUCUGAGAUCGGGCUACUUCCUGGGUUUGGACAAGACCUCCUUCCGCAAUGACGCUGCCACGGGAGACACUCAGGCCGACAACCGCAAACGACUGGCCUGGGCGAGCUGUUAUGUAUCUGACAGGCUGAUAUCGGUACGUAUCGGACGAGCAUUCUGGUCUCGAGGCCCCGGGCCAAUGACUGGUCUGGUCAGCCAUGAUUUCCCGUCUCUGCAGCCUCAAUCGCCCCAUGACGAGGACUAUUCAAAAAUAUUCCAAGCCAUUCUCGAUCUCACGCAGUUGUACGGCAACGUCCACGAUGUCCUGUACUCCGGCAUGCGGACAAGCAGGAACAUGAUGCUCAUGGGAGACUACGUAAAGUACAUUGAUGAUUUCCGUGUUGCUGUAUCAAGAUGGUACCGUCUAUGGGGGAAGAUGCCGUGUGCCUCGAAUCUCAAUGUGAUGCUCCAGAUGUCCUACGAGUACCUGAAACUCUACAUCAACGCCUUUGCUUUCCAGGCUGCCAUUUCCCAGGCUCUACACAAGCCAAAGGGCGAUGACUCCGUCAGUCAACGUGACCAUUUACGGGCUGCAUUCAGUAACGUUGCAUCUAUGCAGGAUUCACGGUUUAUCUAUGAAUCAGUGGAGGCGGCCAAGUCCUAUUUGACUAUAUUAACCAAUUACGUUGAUCCAGAGAGACAUCUACAUUUCAUGCCCCUGAGAUUCUACCUGUAA
Messenger RNA from Trichophyton benhamiae CBS 112371, 1644 nucleotides. RefSeq lists its product as uncharacterized. The coding region runs from base 1 to 1644 and encodes 547 amino acids. Gene Ontology annotation, cellular component: nucleus. Gene Ontology annotation, biological process: DNA-templated transcription; regulation of DNA-templated transcription. The transcript has 3 exons. The record is from RefSeq and is a predicted model, not a curated record. NCBI's taxonomy places the organism in Eukaryota, Fungi, Ascomycota, Eurotiomycetes, Onygenales, Arthrodermataceae. Gene Ontology annotation, molecular function: DNA-binding transcription factor activity, RNA polymerase II-specific; zinc ion binding; DNA binding.